Phytomonas sp. Hart1 is the source of this 4368-nucleotide messenger RNA. The record is from the annotation of a GenBank genome assembly. Lineage: Eukaryota; Euglenozoa; Kinetoplastea; Trypanosomatida; Trypanosomatidae.
AUGAAGGUGAAUCGAUGCCGUCUUCGACGCGUCAUCCUGGGCAUGAGCAUCGAGGACGCGAAAAGCAAAUUCGACUCCCCCGACGCCCGGACCUUUUUGCGAUUCGCGCAGGAGCGGCAUCGCCGCGGCGUCCUCCACGAGCUCCACUUCGCUCAGCGCCUGCGCGAUGGCGUCGCGUCGGAGCGGAAAUGCCAUAUCCGGCGCUUUGCCAAACCCACCGUGCGGGGGUUCCAGGCCUACGCCAAACCCACCCCGGCGGAUUACGUCGUCGUGGAGCUCUGGCGGCGGCCCGCCCUCGCGCGCGAAUCGCGGGCUUUGCAAGGGAUUAAUGGCGAUAAGGGGAGUCUUUGGGGGGGAAAUGAGAAGGUCGCUCGGGAAAAAACAACCUUCCACGCGCACAAAACGCGAGUGCUCUCGACCUUGACGGACGCCUUUCGCCAGGUGAGGGAGGACGUCCUGGCGGAGUUGAUCGGCCGGCGCCAGAGCGGGGCGUUGAUUGCCGGCCAGCAGGAGUCCUUGGUGGAUCGGCUGAUCGGCGAGGUCAGCGAGGCAAGCGAUAAGGGCUAUAAAAGCCUCUCCUCCUCCACGCAUUUGCUGGAGCCGGUAGGGAUGAGCGUGGGGAUUUGUGGAAAGAAGGAUCGGGUGGUUUUAGACGCCUUUAAUAGCAGCCAGUUGCGCUUUCCCGCGCGUGAGGGGGAUAUUUCUUACUCGUUGUGGGUCUCCGGGGCCCUUAUCGCCGAUGAUGGCCUCAUUUCGGAGUUCCCGUACCACGUCGCGAAGUAUAUCGUCUCGGAGGCCUACGACUCGAGCCCGCAGCGCCCACCUCGGGUAGAGGUGGAGGUGUACUUCUUGCCGGAGCUUUAUCAACUAGAAAAGGUCGUUGGGAAGGCCGGGAUCGCGGCGAUUCGGCGGUUUAUCGGGAAAGUUAUGAUGCGGCAGCAUGAACCCACCCCCCUCUCCACCUCGCUUUUGCUGAAUACCGCCGAGAGCGAGUUGGGCCUCUACAACCUUUACACCCCCGACAACGAUGAGGUGAUUCAAAUCCCAUGGAUGCAGCAAAUAAAGGCAAAGGUUUCCACCAUUACGGGAAUCAUUCUGAACGCGGAGGAGGAUACCGAGGGCGUGAAAAUCGAAAAGAAAAAAGAAGGCGUUUCGCUAGUCUGGAAGGCAUGGGGGCAUCUUAUUAAGGAUCUUCACGUGCAUGGGGAUCGCGACUUCUUAUACAUCUCGAUAGAUCGUCAAAAGGAAAAGAAAGAAAACGAUGAGCACAUCAUGGAGCUGAAAUUACUGGAAAAGACGAAUGCAAAAGAGGUGAAUGAGCUGGCAAAGUCGAAUGACGUCGUCACGCAGCAUAAGGCGUUGUUAAAAAAAGGUUCUAGACGGGUGGAGCGGAGUAGCCAAUACGUUCCGCUUCCCGCGGAUUUUGUCGUUUUAGAGUGUCUUUUAGAGCGAAAAGGGCUUCCGUUUAAGAUGGUGGUCGAGGAUAUUUCGGAAUCGUUGACGGAGAUGCAAACCGAAGCUCUCGAUAUGCUUCGCUUGUCGUUUAUGAACGAGAUCGAAGACCUCGAGGAGAGCUCUCUUGAUUUUAUUCCCGUUUUAUACGCACCGAAGGUGGUGAUAUCGAAUGCCGGGAUUAUCGAAGAUCGAACGCACAGCUUUCAGCGAAUUCGCAUUCGUGGGAGCUGCCUUGCGCAUGUGGAGGCUUUGGCGUCUUCCCUCGCCGAAGGGCAUUGGUUUACGGAUUUAUCCAAAAGGGUAUCCCCCCUUUUGGCGUUUUCCUCUUCCUCGACGAAGCCGCCGAACUUGUCGUUUUCGACCUCGCGCGGCCCGCACUCCGCCGCGUUGGCGACCUCGAACGCCUUGGUGGGCCAUCAGCUCACGAGCGUCUCCGCCGCCAUCGCGCGCGAUGGCCAUCGCUUCCAGCCGCAUCAAACCAUCCAAAUGAACGAUUACCUGACCAUCACCAGCGAGGAAAGGGGGUUUUGGAAGGAGAAUUAUUACCGCCUUAGUGAGAUCAAGAUCGUCUUUCACAGUCGGGUGGACCCGCAGGACGCGAAGGCCGUUUCCGGCCAUGCCCUCUCACCCCGACUGACCAAACACCUCCGAAUCGUCAGCCGCCGGCUCUCCAACGACGCGGAUGAUCAACCCGAGGGCGAUGAGGGCGAGGGGGCCAAAUUCGGCAAGACCAGCCCGAAAAAUAGCGCGAGAGCGAAGCGCAAACGCGAUUCAAAGGCGCCGGAUCUUUCCGAGAUCCCCCCGGAGAAGGCGUUUGAGUAUUUAUGCACCGACACGGAGGCGGGCUCCGCGGUCUACGACCUGCGGGUGGGGGAUUCCGAGGGCUACUCCUACGCGAUCACCCUCACUAACAUCCCCGGCGUCGACGCCGCCUCGCUCGUCAAGCCGGCGGUCCAGGCCGUCCAAAACAAGGGGUUUAUCAACUAUUUCGGCCCCAACCGCUUUGCCUCCUACACGAUUGUGAAUAUGCAUCCGGGGCUGCAUCUUCUGAAGGAUGAGUUCCGCGCCGCCGCGGGGAUUAUCGUCCAGCAGUUCUACCUCGACCGCGCGAUCGCGGCGGAGGGGCGGCGGACGGGAUGGCCCUUCUCCCGCGGAUUUCCCCCUGCGCGGGCCGGGGGGUUUCGCCUGCCGGACUUCGCGAAGGGCGCCGCGCGGCAAUCCGUCGGGGCGCACGGGACGAUGCUCCAAAAAGUCCUCCACAACGCCCUCCAGGCCGCCCAGCUCCUCGACGGCGAGGACGGGCUCGAGGGGCUUUCUCGGGCGGAUUCCUCCUCUUCAGCGUCGUCUUUCGGGGGCGCCUCCCAACGCGGGCGCGCGCGCGCGGCGGCGUCGCCGCUUCUCGACAGCGGCGAUCCCUGCGCGGAGGCCUUUGUCAACCUCAUCGGCCCGCGAAUCUGCCGAAUCCUCAUCGACGAGUUUCUUUCUUUUGUGUGGAAUGAUAUCCUCAACCAGCGGCUCCAGCGCUACGGCACCUUUGCGAUUUUGCCGGGGGAUUUGGUCCGAAAGCACCCCGGGGCCUCCGCACACUCGGGGCUGCCGGACGAGUUGGUGUACGCCUCGCGGAAGGAUGUGGAGGGCGGGAAAUAUCGCGCGUGGGAUGUGGUCCUGCCCAUCCCGGGCGCGCAGAUCCGACUCCCGGAUAACCACACCGCGGAUCUGUAUAUCGUGACCCUCAAACGCUAUGGGCUCGUGUUUAACCCGGAAUCCAAGCAGUGGGGGUGCUUUUAUCCCAAAGGCGAUCUUUCGGAGGGGGGCAGCGACGCGCUUCUUUCGCCAUCGUCGGCGUUUUCGCUAAAUUCGUUCACGACGGCGGGGUCGCCCUAUCGUCCGCUAACCUCCUCCUCCGCCGGGUUGGAGGAGGAGCUGAUUAACAGCACCGCCUUUUACGAGCCCAUUUUCUCUUCGUUUGAGCGAGGAGCGGGGGGCGGAAUGGAAGUCAUUUCGCCUUCUUUUUCGUAUUCCUCUUCGCCGGUUGACGACGAGGGCCCAAUUCGGGAGGAUCUUCAGUGGCAGCGGGGGAAUAGCCUCGGGCUGCUGAUCCCGGCGGGCUACCGCUCCCCCCUUUACCACCCCGCGAGCAGCCUGGGAUGGAAAUUAGUCGACGCGCAGACCGCGGACCCUUACCAUCGAUGGAGCUCCACCAUCACGCAAACUUUUGCAAGGCCAACCACCCUGCUUUCUUCACCUGCAAAUCCGAUCAAUUCUCAUCCGCAUAAUAAUAUUAAUAACAGCCAUCAUAGCGGUGAUCGGAGUCCUAACGAGGACGAUUUGAUGGACUUGGAGAAGGCAAAAGGGGAAUCAUCGAUUGCACCUUCCGCGACGAUAGUGCCGUCAUCGGGGGUUUCAUCAAGGAAGUUAUUAUUUUCUUCAAAUGCUCCUUCUUUUUCCUCCUCCUCCUCCUCCUCGCGGUGUAGCGUCUUAUCGCUCAACCAUCGCCCUUAUCGUCCUCGUAGUCGUCGUUGGCCGCCCAGCUUACCGCUCCCGCAAACGCCGUAUUGGUUGACCUCGCAGAUCAAUGCGAGAUUGGAGCUUCGUUUUACAUUACCUUUAGGGGUCUACCCCAGCAUGCUUUUGCGGGAAUUGACAAAAAUGGAUGUGAAUUCAUCAGAUAUCAUCGAUAUCGAUAAACCUCCCCAGGAUCGUCGGGUGAGAUCGUGGACGGAGCUAACGGCUGAGCAGCAGGCCACCUAUCGUAAGUAUUUAGCAGGGCGUCGUCAGCAGCGCUUCCGAGUUGAGCAGCCGAGGGCGUUGAGUUUAGCGCUUUUACAUCAACACAUUUUUCGAUCUGGAGGGGUUCGAAAUAGUCUUAUUCCUACCCUACGCAGCUACGACUCAGUUUCUUUACCAAAGUAA